AUGUCGAAGAGCAAUAGCAAGAGCCCGUCGCCGCCUCCUGUGGACGACAUAGACGAGGACCCAUUCUCACACUUCCUAUCACCCGUACUCGACGAAGACGACCCCUUUGACGGCCUCGACUACAAUGCCGGCAUCGACACNCCCUUCGACGAGGAAGUAGAGCACAAGCGAACAAAUUUCCGCGUCAGGUUGGAAGAGAAAUGGGGGAACUUCUUGUCGUCACGCCGCUCGCCGCCACCGCAAAAGUCACAACAGGCACCGAGGACACCGCCGUCAGAAGACCAACUGCCCGAACUCAUCAUCGACGACCUUGAAGGCUUUGGCUCACCAUCCUCGUCACCACCUACUCGCCUGCCUUCNCUGACAACACUCAAAGACAUCAUCCACGAAGAAGAUGAGGAGGCAGAUGGUUGGGAGGCAGAUCGUCGACGCAGCCGUGUCCUGCGCCGCAAGAACAACUUUCACCUCGAUGAAAUGGAUAGACCUGUCACCGCACCCUCACCACGAACCCACCGUCCGAAACUUCAACGACCUAGGUUCAAGAGACUCAGGACCUUGAGUGGAAGACCUCAUUCCUUUGUGGCACCCAGUCCUCACCUCUGGACUGUGAGUGAGCACGAUGAAAUCUUGGAGCAACUGCGCAAUGAGAUGAGGGGAAGAAGAUCUAGUCGAUGA
Messenger RNA from Aureobasidium vineae, 675 nucleotides. Lineage: Eukaryota; Fungi; Ascomycota; Dothideomycetes; Dothideales; Saccotheciaceae. The record is from the annotation of a GenBank genome assembly.